Conger conger (European conger) is the source of this 1057-nucleotide messenger RNA. Its product is annotated as ornithine decarboxylase 1-like. The record is from RefSeq and is a predicted model, not a curated record. Lineage: Eukaryota; Metazoa; Chordata; Actinopteri; Anguilliformes; Congridae. The coding region runs from base 5 to 907 and encodes 300 amino acids. Gene Ontology annotation, molecular function: ornithine decarboxylase activity. Gene Ontology annotation, cellular component: cytoplasm. The transcript is spliced from 7 exons.
CUCCAUGAGCACCAAGUUCGGGGCGAAGCUGGAGACAUGCCCGGCACUCCUGAAACAUGCGCAGGAGCUGGGCCUGGACGUCAUCGGGGUCAGCUUCCACGUGGGCAGCUACUGUAUGGAUCCUGUGUCCUACAAAAAGGCCAUCAAAAAUGCCAAAGACAUCUUUGACUUGGCGGCAACGAUUGGCUACAAAAUGACCUUCCUGGACCUUGGUGGAGGAUACCCUGGGUUUGACAUUCCCAAUGUUCUUCACUUUAAACAGAUGGCCGUUGAUAUAAAUCUCGCUCUGGACAAGUACUUCCCCGUCAGCUCCGAAGUCCAUAAUCAGCGAGCCGGGCCGCUACUUCCCAUCGACAGCCUAGCUGUCAAUGUCGUCAGUAAGAGGGUGGACAUCAAGAAGUCCAGUGACGACAAAGAUGACGGGGCCAAGGAGAAGAUCGUUAAUUACUUUGUGAAUGAUGGGAUCCGCUCUUCAUUUAGAUUCGUCAUUUUCCACGAUACCUACGUCCUGCCAAGUGCACAAAAGAAAAGCAAGCCAGGUGAGUGGGUCUUCGGCCAGACCUGUGAUGGGCACGACCUCAUUCUGGAAGAAUACAACCUGCCGGAUAUACAGGUGGGCCAAUGGAUGAUAUUUAACCACAUGGGGGCCUACUCCGUCACCACUGCCACCAACUUCAACGGCUUCCCGAUGCCUAAAACCAACUUUGUGAUGGCCCCCAUAUUAUGGCAACAGCUUCAGGAGAUCUCUGCUAAGGCGGGCCAAGAUCGUUUGAAGCUGUGCUGUCUCAAUGCUGACUUGGAUGCCGUCUGCACAGUGAUGCCUGGCCCCACCCGCAAGUGGAGAGCUAAAGAUAUCCACCAGGUCCAAACGGCAACACCAGGGGCCUGUUCCAAAACCAGAGAUUGAGAAUGUGCUUGAAGGCAUGUUGAUCCCUUUCCGGUUGCCAGGAGAAGGGGUCGUUUUGGCAACCAAAUUGGGAGAAAAUGUAAUCAUGCAAUCAGUGUGCAUAUGGGACUUUUAUUCAUUGUGGCAUGCAUAACUAUUCCUGUAUUCACA